GCUGCUGCCCCGCUCCCCCCCGCCGCCGUCCUCCUGGAAACCUCCGCGCCCGCCGCCGAGAGAGUGGAUGCGAACUCGGCCGGCGGCCCCAGCCCGCAGCUGGCAGCGCUUGCAGCUCGCUCCCGUCCUGGGGGCGCGGGAGGAGCCGGCAGUAGUUUACAGAGCUCCUCUCUGCUAGGGGUUGCUUUUCAUCGCCCACCAUGAGGAUCCGUCUGGCGAGAAGAUGGACCUGGGUCCGCAAAAGCUGCGUGUUUCUCGGCUUCUUGAUGAUCGCUUACUUUGUGGUCGAGCUGUCGGUUUCAUCUUUCGGUGCCUCCCUCACCGGGGAGAGCAUCACCAAAGGGAAAUGGGAGAGACGCUUUUCUGACAGAGCAGGAGAAGCUGUGGAUUUGGCUCGUCCCGUCUAUGACAAACCCCCGCCUGAUCCGUAUGCCCCAGGAGAAUGGGGUAAGCCCUCACGCCUGAAUUUGAGUCCUGAGGAAAAGAAACAGGAAGAAGAGCUGAUCGAGAAGUAUGCAAUUAAUAUUUAUUUGAGUGAUAAAAUCUCUCUCCACCGGCACAUUGAAGAUAAUCGACUGAGUGGCUGUAAAGCUAAAUCUUACGACUACAGAAAACUGCCCACAACAUCUGUGGUAAUUGCUUUUUACAAUGAAGCCUGGUCAACGUUGCUGAGAACCAUCCAUAGUGUUCUUGAAACAUCACCUUCAGUGCUUCUAAAAGAAAUUAUACUGGUGGAUGACUUGAGUGAUAAAGUGUAUUUGAAGGCUGAGCUUGAAAAAUACAUAAGCAGCCUGAAAAGAGUUCGUUUGAUAAGAACCAACAAACGAGAAGGAUUGGUUCGUGCCCGCUUAAUUGGUGCUACUUUUGCUGCUGGUGAGGUCCUCACGUUUCUGGACUGUCACUGCGAAUGUGUCUCCGGCUGGCUGGAACCACUGCUUGAGAGGAUUGCUGAGAAUGAGUCUGUCAUUGUCUGUCCUGUCAUUGACACCAUUGACUGGAAAACGUUUGAAUACUACAUGCAAACGGCAGAGCCCAUGAUUGGGGGUUUUGACUGGCGGCUGACGUUCCAGUGGCACUCGGUGCCUAAACACGAACGUCUCCGGCGCAGAUCUGAAACUGACCCAAUCAGGUCCCCGACCAUGGCUGGUGGCUUGUUUGCUGUCAGCAAGAAGUAUUUUGAGUACCUGGGUACCUAUGAUACAGGAAUGGAUGUUUGGGGAGGGGAGAACUUAGAAUUAUCAUUUAGGGUUUGGCAGUGCGGAGGCAUGCUGGAAAUUCAUCCGUGCUCCCACGUGGGCCACGUGUUUCCAAAGCGUGCGCCCUAUGCUAGGCCAAAUUUCCUUCAGAACACAGCACGCGCUGCUGAGGUGUGGAUGGAUGAAUUCAAAGAGCACUUUUACAACAGAAAUCCUUCAGCAAGGAAAGAAAACUAUGGAGAUAUUUCUGAAAGAAAGAUACUAAGAGAACGUUUGAAAUGUAAGGGUUUUGACUGGUAUUUAAAAAACAUAUUUGCUGAGUUGCAUGUACCAGAAGAUCGCCCUGGCUGGCACGGUGCUAUCCGCAGUGCAGGAAUAGCUUCAGAAUGCCUCGAUUAUGUCUUACCAGAACAUAAUCCUACUGGAGCUCACCUUUCUCUCUUUGGAUGUCACGGACAGGGAGGCAAUCAAUUUUUUGAAUACACAUCAAAUAAGGAGAUUAGAUUUAACUCGGUUACAGAGCUAUGUGCUGAAGUCCCAGAGCAUGAAGACUACAUAGGUAUGAGGAGUUGCCCAAAAGAUGGAUCUCCUAUCCCAGAAAUUAUUAUUUGGUAUUUCAAAGAAGAUGGGACUAUUUAUCAUCCUCAUUCAGGAAAGUGCCUUACUGCUUAUCGUACAGCUGAGGGGCGUGCUGAUGUGGAAAUGAGAACUUGUAAUACUGCAGAUAAGAAUCAGAUUUGGAAAUUUGAGAAAUAA
This is a messenger RNA of Calypte anna (Anna's hummingbird), 1952 nucleotides long. It is a transcript of the gene GALNT4, whose product is annotated as polypeptide N-acetylgalactosaminyltransferase 4. The record is from RefSeq and is a predicted model, not a curated record. NCBI's taxonomy places the organism in Eukaryota, Metazoa, Chordata, Aves, Apodiformes, Trochilidae. Bases 201 to 1952 code for a protein of 583 amino acids. The transcript has a single exon. Gene Ontology annotation, cellular component: Golgi apparatus.